AGCGAUCGGUCGCCUCGAGGCGCGGGUCACCUUGACCAUCGUCAAGGGCCCGUCCAGAGGGGGUUCGGUCCAGAGGGGGCAUGGAUCAAGAGGGACGGUGGCCUCCAGCGGCGACAUAUAAGUCUCAGGAACACUCCCCACCUCGCGUCAAACGUUGCCGGUACGGCAAGCGCGCGGUAUACACCUACGAUCCACCUUUUAUCGCCACCGUUUCCUCUGCCUAGGCCCGCGAGUCCUAGCUUCAGCAGAGCUUACGACAGAUAGGAGGGAGAGACAUACCUGUUGUUCAGCCAACGGUGUAACGAGAACGUGGCGGAGGGACCUGGUGAACACGCAUCAUCGUGCCUGUGCAGCUGCCACGAGCUGCUUAACUCGCAACUGCUUUAUUAGUUCUCUUCACCGCGCGGCUUUCGAGAGAACUGUCCAUCGUCGCGUGGUUCGAUCGUCUCGAUUCUUUCGUCGGAUUUAUACGUCGGAUCAUGAGGAUCGUAAGUAAUAUUGAUAUCCGUGUGGAAACAGGUGUGACGAAACACACGUGUACAGAGUGUUUUAUACUUUCUUGUACGAACUUGUUGGAACCACGAUAUCUACGAGUGAAAACAAUUCUGAUUCUACUGGUUUUCACAGUUCUGGCAGCGGUCUCGUCCCAGGACUACAGUCAACUGUUCGCAGGAUUCGGACCUUAUAUCAGGCAAGCAGUAGCAAUGCGAGAUCCACGAUCGAAUAGAGCUUUCUAUAGGUUCUUUUACUAUUAACCGUGAACGAAGGAUUAACGGGAUAUUGAGAAGGUUGCGAGUGCCGCGUCAUCGAUGGGGAAACUGUACGGUGAGAGAGUUCUCGAGAAUAUGGGAAACUCAAGGAGAGGAACUGUCUAGGAACCACGAACUCUGCAUCCGUCCUUGUAUCAUACGUAUCUCCACAGUGUCUCUGGAUACAACACCACCAGGAGCAUCCUUAUAUUUGUAUAAAGAAUCAUUGUAUCGAGUUAAUACAUUGUUAAUGUUUUCUACGACUAGUGUCUCGAUAUACCGCCUCACCUCGAUGGAACCUCUCGAUCGACAACCAUCGUUACACUUUAAAUAAAAA
Molecule: messenger RNA, 1086 nt
Organism: Apis dorsata (giant honeybee)
Lineage: Eukaryota; Metazoa; Arthropoda; Insecta; Hymenoptera; Apidae
Gene: Wat
Exons: 3
Coding region: 480-755 (91 amino acids)
Source: RefSeq, a predicted model, not a curated record